Messenger RNA from Cavia porcellus (domestic guinea pig), 4464 nucleotides. It is a transcript of the gene Syt11, whose product is annotated as synaptotagmin 11. Gene Ontology annotation, cellular component: axon; plasma membrane; synapse. The transcript has 4 exons. Bases 251 to 1546 code for a protein of 431 amino acids. Gene Ontology annotation, biological process: cellular response to calcium ion; calcium ion-regulated exocytosis of neurotransmitter; regulation of calcium ion-dependent exocytosis. Gene Ontology annotation, molecular function: clathrin binding; calcium-dependent phospholipid binding; phosphatidylserine binding. The record is from RefSeq and is a predicted model, not a curated record. Lineage: Eukaryota; Metazoa; Chordata; Mammalia; Rodentia; Caviidae.
AAAAGGCGGAGCCUGUCCCGCAUCAGGACCAGUCUGACUGCACCUGCAUCCUGAGCUCAGAGCGUCCCUGGAGCAUCUCAAGAGGAGGCCGCAGCUGCCUACUAGGGACUGGACCGUCGCAGGAGAAGUCUGCCAAAUACCUUCCCCCACCCAGACCUAGAGAUCUACAGCUGCAGCCUCUGUACUGGGGUGGGGGUUUCCCAGAGUUACCUGACCUUUGCAUUAAAUAGCAACAACCUCUGAUUACGACAUGGCUGAGAUCACCAACAUCCGACCUAGCUUUGAUGUGUCCCCAGUGGUGGCUGGCCUCAUCGGUGCCUCUGUGCUGGUGGUAUGUGUUUCAGUGACUGUCUUUGUCUGGACAUGCUGCCACCAACAGGCAGAAAAGAAGCACAAGACCCCACCAUACAAGUUUAUUCACAUGCUUAAAGGCAUCAGUAUAUAUCCAGAGACCCUCAGCAACAAGAAGAAAAUCAUCAAAGUUCGGAGAGACAAAGAUGGCUCUGGGAGGGAAGGUGGACGUGGGAACCUGUUGGUGGAUGCAGCAGAGGCUGGCCUGCUAAGCGGAGACAAGGGCCCUAGGGGGCCCAGCUCUGGAUCUUGUAUAGACCAGUUACCCAUCAAAAUGGACUAUGGGGAAGAACUUAGGAGCCCCAUUACAAGCCUGACCCCAGGGGAGAGCAAAACCACCUCUCCAUCAUCUCCAGAGGAAGAUGUCAUGCUGGGAUCCCUCACCUUCUCAGUGGACUAUAAUUUCCCGAAAAAAGCCUUGGUGGUGACAAUCCAGGAGGCCCAUGGGCUGCCAGUGAUGGAUGACCAGACCCAGGGCUCUGACCCCUACAUCAAAAUGACCAUUCUGCCUGACAAGCGGCAUCGAGUGAAGACCAGGGUGCUGCGGAAGACCCUGGAUCCUGUGUUUGAUGAGACUUUCACCUUCUAUGGCAUCCCGUACAGCCAGCUGCAGGACCUGGUGCUACACUUCCUUGUCCUCAGCUUCGAUCGCUUCUCUCGGGAUGACGUCAUCGGAGAGGUCAUGGUGCCAUUGGCCGGGGUGGACCCCAGCACAGGCAAGGUCCAGCUGACCAGGGACAUCAUCAAGAGAAACAUCCAGAAGUGCAUUAGCAGAGGGGAGCUCCAGGUGUCUCUGUCCUAUCAGCCCGUGGCACAGAGAAUGACAGUGGUGGUCCUCAAAGCCAGACAACUGCCGAAGAUGGAUAUCACCGGACUUUCAGGUAAUCCGUAUGUCAAGGUGAACGUCUACUAUGGCAGAAAGCGUAUUGCCAAGAAGAAGACCCAUGUCAAGAAGUGCACUUUGAAUCCCGUCUUCAAUGAGUCAUUCAUCUAUGACAUCCCCACUGACCUCCUGCCUGAUAUCAGCAUCGAGUUCCUCGUCAUCGAUUUCGAUCGCACCACCAAGAACGAGGUGGUGGGGAGGCUGAUCCUGGGAGCUCACAGUGUCACAGCCAGUGGUGCCGAACACUGGAGAGAGGUCUGUGAGAGUCCCCGUAAGCCUGUAGCCAAGUGGCACAGUCUGAGCGAGUACUAAUCCUAUUCUUCUUGCCUCUAAUCCUGGAGCCAGGCUGGGGAGGGAUGUGGCAGGGAGAGAUGACAGAGAAGCGGACUCAAAACCUCAUUUUAGUUGUAGAAGAAAAUUUCUUACAAAACGAACCCCACAGAGAACACCCUACACCACAGCUUCAGAUCAGUUCUUAGUGGUGAUUUUUUUUCCUCCUUCACAAGGCACUAGAAAAUCUUUCUUUUUUUAAAUGGGGGGAAAACAAAGGGGAAGACCCUAGAAGUCUAUAUAUAACAAUGUAACCUUAUACUUGCAUGUCUAAUACAAACUGAAGAAAUUAGCCUAUCUGCCAUUAUCGAGUUGCAGAUUUUAAUCCAUGAAAAUUGUGUUUUGUGCCGAACUGUAUUUGCUGAUUACCUAAAAUUGGCAUCUUUUCAUUGGGCUUCUCUGGAGAGUUACUCCCACUCCCUACCUCUGCAGAAGAAAAUUUUGCUCUUGUAAAAUCUCAUAUUUUCAUCAUUCCCAUCUUUUCUCCCACCUUUUAUAUCUCUGCGCUUUGAAUGAGCUCAAGGCCUAGAGGUUUCCAUAAGCUAAGAAACAAAGGUGGGUGAUACGGCAGGGAUUGCAGGAGAAAGCAUGACCAGAAAUGGGGUAUUAUUGCUGCUAGCCCAGCUGCUGCAAAGGAGCAGUGGGCAGUUAUGUUUAACUGAUGUCCCCCAAUGAAGCACAUAGAACAUAUCACUUUUAUCAGGUAGAACUUAGAUCUACAAAACUACCUGACUUUUCUAAAAAGAGUUUUGGAGACUUCACAUUCAGCUGCAGUAAAGAAGCAGCAGACACGACCAGCUUACCCUAAAUGUUAUUUGCAGGUAUGAGGACAAGUAGAGAACCAAGGAAGUGAAUGCCACCCCCCUUUGCAGCUUUGUCCCAUAGUGACAUCUAUUUCUAGGUUAAUCUGUUGAAAGUCCUUGGAAAUUUAAAGGGUUACAUUGGCCUUUGGUUUCCCAGAAAUGCUGACUAUGAGGAAGCUUUAGGUCUUCUCAAGUGACUUAGAUGUUCUAAUGAGGCUAGUUUUGUUUCGUAAGGCAAAGGCCCUCAGAUUAUUCCUUCUCCUUGAAUUUUCAAAAAUACAGAUCUUUAAACAAGUAACCAAGUGACUAAGAUGUAAAGAUAAAUUUUCCUGUCCCUCAAAUUAAGUGCAUAUUCUUGGGACUUUAAUCUCAUGAUAUGGAAAGGAUGGGAGAUCUAGUCUUUCUGCUGUUGGGCAGUACAGGUUGAGAGAUUCAGCCUUAGACUGCAGUCAGAAUUCAGGUCUCUGUCCUACUGUAGCCACUUUCUUCAUGUGGAGACCAUGUGGCAGGGCCUUCAGUUAAGUGGGUGAGCUUGGGUGGGCAGUUCAUAGUUUUGACAGCCUGAAGAGGAAUUUGUGCAGCAGCUUGACCCAGGGCCUGAAAGAUGAGAUUGUAGUGUUCACUUCCUAACUUGCUCCUGAGAAGGGAGUGGAGAAGCUGAGUCUCCAUGGAGAGGGUGGUGACAUUGCCUUUGGUGUUCCCUGAGCUCUUGUGGAUUUAAAUCCAGUUCACUGCCCUCAACCCCACCCUCUACUUUGGUUUUGUUUUAACCCAAAUUAUUGACAGUUCAGAGCAGUUCUGUGCAGGCACAAAGCCCCUUCUUCUGUCUUUGUCCCUAUCACCCUUCCCCUCCUAAAAUCAGACUCAUCACCAAUUGGGGCCACACCACUAGUCUCUGUCCUCUAACCCAUGGAAAUGUAAAUAUUGUAUCAUACGUAGAAGAAAAUAAUUUUGUUUUCUAAAAAAUGCAUUUUGAGAUAGUUUAAAUGUAAAUCUGGCAGGAGCAUUCUGAAGCCCCAUUAGAAAAAAUUUAAAUGGUUCCUCUUCAUCGCCUUAAUAUCUAAAGAUCAGAAACCGCUGAGCAACCCGCUUUUGUUUCCUUUCCAGAAACAAUGCAGAGCGACAGGUGGAGAUAGUCUGGUCUUUGCCCUGCAGUGUGUGCCUCUGUAGCUCCUCCUGCCAUAAUCCAGGGGAGACAGCCUCACUCACCCCUGAUUCCCACCUCCUGGUAGCUUUAUUCCUUCCAUCCUUUGGGUCUGUGGAGCAGUGGGUGGUGAGAUGACAGAAGAACUGGCCACUCUAGGCCAGGAGCUGCCUCUGUGCCUUUAUCACGAAAAAGCAAAGAGGUAGCCAGCAUAGAAUUCCUCCCUCCAACCUCAGGCCUGAUCCAUCCUGCCCUGGAGUAUGCUGUCCCAAAGUUUCUUAGCUGACUUUGGCUUUAUUUAUUCUUUGCAGAGAAAACUGAUAAGGGUUGAGGCAGAGCGCCUCUUCCUAACAGUCAGUUGACAGACAAGAGAGUCAUGUCCUAGCAUUUGCACAAGGCGCUCGUAGUCAGGAAUAGGUUAGGCAAUGGUCACGUCUGGUUUUCCAAAAGCUAAUCCUUCUCUGUGGAAAUCUUGCUCUCUUUGAGAAGACAAGAGUUUUUCUUAAUAACAAAAGGCCCUUUAUGAGUUGUUCCUUCCUUCAGUUCCCAGUGGAGCACAGGCAAAAACAUACCUGUAUCCUGACAGUGCUCUAGGUAGGAAACCACAUAGAACUGCUCUGUGGGACAAGGGUGGCUUGCUCAGGAGAGGAAAAUGCAAGUCCCUUUUCUCGGAAGGCUCUCACAAUGGCCAUGAUAGUGACAUUGCCCUUGCCAUGAUCCCUCUCCAAAGUGUUCGUCUUUCUUUACCUUGUGUCUUCUCUUGUAAAAAUGAAACUCAAAAGAUAAACAUGUCAAAUUAAAAAAGAAAAACAUGAAAAAGCUAACAUGAAUUGUGUGAAAUUGCAUAAUGCUGUAACACUAACCUACAAUAUGUAAUGCUAUCUUGUAUGUUGAAUUUGUUAAUGCACUUACAUGAGUGCAAAAUAAAGACUGACUGAUUCACAUUAACUAGG